Molecule: messenger RNA, 680 nt
Organism: Rosa chinensis
Lineage: Eukaryota; Viridiplantae; Streptophyta; Magnoliopsida; Rosales; Rosaceae
Product: CDPK-related protein kinase
Exons: 4
Coding region: 1-336 (111 amino acids)
Source: RefSeq, a predicted model, not a curated record
AUGAAGGUGUCUCGCAUCGGUACCAACUUUCUAAAUGCACUUCAAUACAGAAGAAUGGAUUUUGAGGCGUUCUGUGCAGCUGCACUAAGUGUACAUCAGCUUGAGGCACUUGAUCGUUGGGAACAACAUGCUCAAUGUGCAUAUGAACUUUUCGAGAAGGAUGGAAACAGGGCCAUUGUCAUUGAAGAACUUGCUUCAGAACUUGGGCUUGGUCCCUCCAUUCCAUUACAUGUGGUUCUCCAUGACUGGAUUAGGCACACUGAUGGGAAACUAAGCUUCCUUGGAUUUGUAAAAUUGUUGCACGGUGUGUCCAGCCGGACGUUUGUGAAGCCUUAGUGAAGAUAUGCAGUAGUAUUUAUAUAUGCGUUUUUGCCGAUCGGAAUGGGCAUGUGUUGCAUAAACUUGGUGCACCUAAUGAUUGAUUUUCGAGAUUUGGAGGUCUGGCAAGAUGGUCCUUUAGAAUCCGGUUUCGCAACACCUGGUGAAUUGGAAUGAGCAAUUCAUCAAGAUUAUUAGUUCCCCGACACUGCCGGUGCAAGCUUGGUUACUGGUUUGAAUGCUGCCUUGGUCUUGAGAGUGUAAAGCUGUAGUUAGUUUGCCUCAAUGGCCGAUUACAUAUUUAUUCUUCAACUUGUUUGACGAUGCUGCUUUGUAUACGUUAAAUUAUUCUGUUUGCAAUA